This is a messenger RNA of Ficedula albicollis (Collared flycatcher), 348 nucleotides long. Its product is annotated as C-type lectin domain family 4 member D-like. Bases 1 to 348 code for a protein of 115 amino acids. Gene Ontology annotation, cellular component: external side of plasma membrane. The record is from RefSeq and is a predicted model, not a curated record. NCBI's taxonomy places the organism in Eukaryota, Metazoa, Chordata, Aves, Passeriformes, Muscicapidae. Gene Ontology annotation, biological process: antifungal innate immune response. Gene Ontology annotation, molecular function: carbohydrate binding. The transcript is spliced from 3 exons.
AUGAACUGGGCUGAGAGUGAGCAGAACUGCUCUGGGAUGGGCUCCCAGCUGGUGGUGAUCAACAGCAAGGCAGAGCAGGAAUUCCUCUUCAAGCAGAUAAAACAACCUCCACAAAGAAAGAAUUUCUACAUUGGUCUGUUUGUGGACAAGGAGGGCCAGUGGCAGUGGGUGGACAAGACUCCAUAUAAUGUGACAGCAGCGUUCUGGCGAGAAGGAGAACCAAGUGAUGGGCGUGAUGAGAACUGCACUGUAAUCCAUAAUCCUGAAAAAACUCUCAACAACCGGGAUGACAUGUAUUUAGAUGGGAACCAUCAUCAUAUUUGUGAAGCUGCAGCACUAACUGUGUGA